Molecule: messenger RNA, 1026 nt
Organism: Cercospora beticola
Lineage: Eukaryota; Fungi; Ascomycota; Dothideomycetes; Mycosphaerellales; Mycosphaerellaceae
Source: RefSeq, a predicted model, not a curated record
AUGACGGGCAGCACCUCCUCAUCUGAUCAAUCUGAGCGCGGAUCAAGCUAUCGAUUGGGAACGGCGACUACUAAUGGCAGCAGGCCUGUGAGCCGCACGAGCUACACACCUUCGUACAUGUCGAUACCUCGAAAGCCCACCGAGCAAGACCGCAAGACCAGUGCUCUUGCAGAAGCUCAAGCGAAACCCCCUUCGACAUCCUCGAUCGCUGCAGAGCCUGUGCCGUCGUCCGGGCCACCUGGUAUACUGCUUGUAUUGGUCGCGAGUGGGCUACAUCCGUCGAUCCUGCAGCACCUCGAGACAUUGCUUAUGAGACAACCCUUUACUGGCAUUGUGUUUGCUGCGAGGCGAGAGCAAGAGGCGGAAGUGAAACAAUUGAAGAUGGAUACGUACGCUCUCAUCGGCAAACUUCGCCGAGAGAUCAGUGUGGAGACACAGCUCAAGGAGAGCUGGAGUACAACAGAUGUCGAGGCGAUCCGCAGCGAGGCCACUAGAUUCGGAGCUGGAAUCCAAGGUGUUCUCUGUUGCCCAGAGUACGCUGACGAAGUCGACGAUCUGGACAUUUUUGAAGUUGAAGAGGGCGUGAUGGAGAAGUCGUGGCGGCAAAGUGUGACAUUCUUACACGCAGCAAGUAAGGUCAUAGUUCCGCACUUGUUGACAAGAAUUACAAACAUCAACGGCACUGCGAAUGGAAAGCCUCUCAAGGAACCACGAGGGCCCUUCUUCAUUGUUGCAAACUCCAGCACGCACACUUCUGCAUCUCAGAUUGCGAAAGCAGCAUCAGACGCGCUUGUACAUCAGCUGCAGGCAGCCACAAAACCAAAAGGGUUGGCUGUUGGCUAUGCCGAAAAUCUUCUGAUCCCAGAUCCGGUCCGGAAAGAAGAGACCAAGCCAAGUCUCGAGCCAGUCAUCACACAGGCAAGCUACGGCGCACCGGUGCCAGACUAUGACUUCUCAGCAGGAGAGAGCCCAACGAAGCUAUACUCUAUGUGGGCUAUGCAGGAACAGCUCAACUAUGCGGAUUGA